Messenger RNA from Syngnathoides biaculeatus (alligator pipefish), 1160 nucleotides. RefSeq names its product heat shock protein, alpha-crystallin-related, b9-like (gene hspb9l). The coding region runs from base 363 to 986 and encodes 207 amino acids. Lineage: Eukaryota; Metazoa; Chordata; Actinopteri; Syngnathiformes; Syngnathidae. The transcript has 2 exons. Gene Ontology annotation, molecular function: protein folding chaperone. The record is from RefSeq and is a predicted model, not a curated record. Gene Ontology annotation, biological process: protein refolding; response to heat.
GAAAAUAUGGAGGAUGCGGGCAUCGAUCCCGCUACCUCUCGCAUGCUAAGCGAGCGCUCUACCAUUUGAGCUAAUCCCCCAGUGUCAGAAUCUUUAGGUACAGUAUUAAACUACUUUACUUCUCACCCCUGCCGCUCAAUAAAGCCUAUGACAGAGUCCAGUCCUGGAAAUAGAACAAAGCAGCAGCAUGUCGGCAUGCGACAGCCGUACGCGCUGCAUUUAGACUGUGACACGGAAACACACGCUCACAGCGGAAUGCUGCUGGAACCUUCGGGCCGGGGGGUAUAUAAGCAGCAGGGACGUCCAGACAUCAGACACCGCAGACCCCAAGCUGUGACGAUCAACAAACCAGAGGAAGCGGGAUGUUGUGCCCCAGCGUCUUCCAGCCAUCCGCCGCCCUGAGGCCCUUCGUGGACGCCCACUGGCCCAUCCGCAGCCUGUGGCCCGAGACCAGGCCUCUCUUCUACCACAUUGAGCAAGAGAUGCUGCGCCACGUGCAGGAGAUGAGGCAGAACAUGGAGUACAUGGAGAGGCUGCACCAGAAGAUCUUUGAGGAGAUCGACCACACGCCGGCGACGGCCACCUUCAGGCCCAUCGCGUUCCGAGAGCUGAGACCCGACGGGGGCAGCUUCGCGCUCAGCCUGGACACCCAGGAGUUCUCCCCGGAGGAGCUGUCCGUGAAGCAGGUGGGCCGCAAACUGAGGGUGAGCGGAAAGACGGAGAAGAAGCAGGACGACGGGAAAGGCUCCUACUCGUACAGGUGUCAGGAGUUCAGGCAGGAGUUGGACCUGCCGGACGGCGUGGACCCCGAGACGGUCACCUGCUCGCUGGUCGGGGGGCGGCUGCAGAUCCAGGCGCCGCGGGAGAAAGUGGCCGUUGACGGGAAGGAGCGAGUGGUGCCCAUAAACGUGGCCUCGGCGCCGGCCAUCGCGCCGGCCUCGGCGACGUCCUCCGAGGUCGACUGCCCCUCAUCUGCGGAGAACUGACAGAGUGACGCGCAUCCGGUGGAGUUUGCGUCAUCUGAUGGACGGAACAUGCUUUGGGACAAGCUUUCUAUUUUCUGAUGUUUUAGCCAGGGAUUAUGAAUUGUGUCAACAAUUAAAAAAAAAAAAGCACCAAGUCACAUUCUAUUUCUAACUAUCGCCGAGAACAUUCUUUUC